Molecule: messenger RNA, 3181 nt
Organism: Asparagus officinalis (garden asparagus)
Lineage: Eukaryota; Viridiplantae; Streptophyta; Magnoliopsida; Asparagales; Asparagaceae
Product: receptor-like protein kinase HSL1
Biological process (GO): protein phosphorylation
Molecular function (GO): protein binding; protein kinase activity; ATP binding
Source: RefSeq, a predicted model, not a curated record
AAAAAAAAACGACAAAAAAUUGAUUCUCCAACUAUAUUCCUCACUCUCACACAUAUAUACAUCUUCUACUCUCCCCAGUUCUUCUUACCACUACACCAGAAUCAAUGGCCCCCUCCUCUCUCCUCCUCCUCCUCCUCGCCCUCUCGGCUCUCCUCCCUCUCCUCACACUCUCUCUAGACCCCCAAUCAGACUACCUCCUCCUCAUGAAACAAUCCCUCGUGGGCCCCACCACCUCCCGGUGGGCCCUCCCGCCGCCCUCUUCGCCCUCCUCCUCCUCCUCCGUCUGCGACCUCUCCGGCAUCACCUGCGACGAAGCUGGACGUGUCACCGUCAUCGACCUCUCCCUUGGCUUUCUCGCUGGCUCUUUACCUCCAAACAUAUGCGGCUAUAUUCCAACUCUGCAGGCUCUCAGGCUCAACCAUAACAGCCUCCGUGGUGGAUUUCCUCUUGGCCUUUUGAACUGUUCCUCUCUCCGAGAACUCAAUCUGAACUUCACUGGGCUGUCAGGCCCAAUUCCCGACCUCUCACCCCUGAAAUCUCUCCGCAUUCUCGACCUCGCGAACAACCAGUUCUCUGGGCAAUUCCCCCUAUCAAUUACUAAUCUCACCAAUCUCGAAUUCAUUAGUUUCAAUGAAAACAGGGGCUUCGACGUUUGGCAUUUACCGGAGUCAUUCGCUGCACUGACGAAGCUACGAGUGUUGAUCCUGUCGAGGACCUCGUUGCGAGGAGAGAUCCCUAAAUGGAUUGGUAACAUGACGUCGCUUACUGACCUUGAACUGUGCGGGAAUUCUCACAUUGGUAGAAUUCCGGCUGCAAUCGGUAAGCUUAAGAAUUUGAGGUUGCUUGAGCUUUAUUAUAAUCUCUUGACUGGAGAAAUCCCCGAAGAGAUUGGGAACUUGACGAGCUUAGUAGAAUUCGACUGUUCUGUUAACCAAUUGACUGGUCGGGUUCCUGAGCAAGUUUGCGCGUUGCCUAAUCUCAAAUUGUUGCAGUUUUAUAACAAUCAUUUGACUGGGAUUCUUCCUCCGGUUCUUGGCAUGUACGCCUAUCUCGAUCUCGUCGGUGGCGGAGGCACGGGUAAACUUCUUUAUAUUCUUGUGCUUGGCAAUCAAUUCUCUGGAAAAUUACCAGAGAAUUAUGCAAAUUGCCCUUCUCUGCUUCGGUUUCGAAUCAAUAACAAUCAGCUGAGCGGUCCAAUUCCUGAAGCAAUCUUUGGCCUUCCUCGUGCUUCGAUCAUUGAUCUCGGGUAUAAUAAAUUCGAAGGCGUGGUCUCAAAAUCCAUCGGCAAAGCUAAGAAUCUCACGGCAUUGUUCUUGCAGAACAAUAGGUUUUCUGGCACUCUGCCGGUUGAAAUCUCAUGGGCAAUUAACCUAGUCAAAAUUGAUAUCAGCAACAAUAUGUUAACGGGCCCAAUUCCCUCCGAAAUCGGCAAUUUGAAAAAUCUCAACCAGUUAUCUUUACAAGUGAACAGACUCAAUUCGUUCAUUCCUCAGUCUCUGUCAAACCUGAAAUUUCUCAAUGUACUUAACCUCUCCAACAAUCUUCUGACAGGGGAAAUCCCUGAGAGCCUCUGUGGUCUUCUUCCCAAUUCUUUAGAUUUCUCAAACAAUCAACUCUCAGGCCCGGUCCCUCUUCCAUUGAUCAAAGAGGGACUAAUUGACAGUGUUUCUGGUAAUCCGGGUCUCUGCGUUCGGGUACACCAGAACAAAUCCGACCCGAUUCUCCCUCUUUGUCGACAACCCGCACUAAGGAAAAGACUCAACCACAUUUGGGUCCUCGGCGUUUCAUCAAUAAUAGCGAUCUUCGGCAUUCUUUUGUUAGUUAAACGUUGUUGGUGGAGUAACGACAACUCUGAAAUUGAGCAGGAUAGACUUUCUUCAUCUUCUUCCUUCGAUGUCACAAGCUUCCAUAAAUUGAGUUUUGAUCAGCACGAGAUUGUCGAGGCUCUGAUCGACAAGAACAUUGUAGGCCAUGGAGGAUCGGGGACCGUGUACAAGAUUGAGCUAAGUAAUGGUGAACAUGUCGCGGUUAAGAAACUAUGGAGCCAGAAAUCGAAUAAAGAUCAGUCUGCAGACCAAUUGUAUAUGAGUCGAGAACUCAGAUCAGAGGUAAAGACGCUGGGAAGUAUUCGACAUAAAAACAUUGUGAAGCUCUACUGUUGUUUCUCAAGCUCUGACAGCAACCUUCUUGUUUACGAGUACAUGCCCAACGGCAAUUUAUGGGAUGCUCUGCAUAAAGAAACCGGAUGGAGCUUUUUAGAUUGGCCGACGAGGCAUCGGAUUGCUGUGGGAAUCGCUCAGGGGCUCGCUUAUCUUCAUCAUGAUCUCUUGUUUCCAAUUGUGCACAGAGAUGUCAAGACUUCAAACAUACUUCUCGAUGCCGAGUUUGAGCCUAAGGUUGCUGAUUUUGGCGUUGCCAAGGUGUUGCAGGCUGGAAAAGAGAAUGAUUCUUGCAGUACUACCGUAAUUGCUGGGACUUGUGGCUACUUAGCCCCAGAGUAUGCAUACUCGUCGAGGGCGAGCACAAAAUGCGAUGUUUACAGCUUCGGAGUAGUUCUGAUGGAGAUCAUUACAGGGAAAAAACCGAGUGAGCCAGAAUUCGGCGAGAACAAAGAUAUUAUUCACUGGGUGUCGACAAAGAUGGCAGCUGAGGGAUGUGGGUGUGAAGUUUUAGACAAACGAUUAUCGUGGAGUCCGUUCAAGGAGGAGAUGCUUCACGCCCUGAGGAUCGCGCUGAGGUGCACGUGCACCAUGCCUGCGAUGCGCCCAUCAAUGAACGAGGUGGUUCAGUUGCUGGUCGAAGGCGAUCAUUGCAAGUCGGAUUCCGGCGGCUCAUCGUUCAAGCUCAGGGAAUCAUCAUCAUUCAAGAUUAAACAAUCGCCGGCUAUUAAAUCUAAAAUAGGUGACGUAGAUAUGAUUAGAGAAAAGACUUUAGUAGGCGCUAAGCAACCUAGUUAGCUCAGUUUGAAUAUGUUAAUAUGGAUUAACUUAGUAAUUAGUAUGGUAUACAGUAUUCUACUUUAUUAAGGAGGACGAAAUUAAAAAAAGGAGAAUUUGGAGCUAGAAAGUUGUAGCUCUCGCAAUCACAUCGUUUUCUUUUUUUGGGUGGGGAUUUUGUUUGGAUCUAUUAGGUGCAGUGCUUUGUAUUUACGCAGCAUCUGGUACCUCUGGAUGAGCUGCGU